GGGGCUUAAGAUUGUAGGCGGGACAAUGGUGCUAUCAUCAUGGCGGGAUGCAUGAAAAUGAGAAACGACUUAAUUUCUAUCAGUGUCAAUGUUUUGCUUUUCACAUCGCUGCUUAUCUGUCUACCUCAAAACUUGCACGGACUUACGGGUAAGGAGCAUCUUUUGAAGCAACUGUAGACACGCAGGUUGAUUCAAUACGUACCUGAAACAAGUGACAUGUUAGCUAACUCGUGUUAGCUUCUGUUUGUUUGGUUUGAACGUUACAGAAGUUUCUUCUCUGUCACCUGAUAUUGUAACUAGACCCAGCCUUCUUCUCUCGGUUUCAUCCGCUGCACUAGAAAGAUCCUUGAUUCUUAGUCCAAUAUUUAAAGGAUUUUUUCGAGUUUUUCAUUGAACAUAUCAAAAACACUAAUGUUGCUCGGUCAGUCCGCCCCGCCCUCAGCUUAUGUCUGACAUGCUCAUAAACACCAGUGUGUCAGAGAGAAACCGAAACCGGUUUUAUCUCAGCAUGAUGUGCUGCAUGGAAUGAAAAAGAACAAUAUAAACUAGGGCUGGGACGAUAUGCUUCUCUGCCGAUUCGAUUCUUCUACGAUUUUUUUAGAUGCCGAUUCGAUUAAAAUUGCGAUUCUACGAUGUUGUCGAUUUUCUUGGCCUUUAGUCUACAUUUCUCAAAACAGUGAAAGUCAGUAGACAAUCAUGAUAAUGAUUGUCUACUGACUACUCCAGGAACCAUAUUUCCCUAAAAUUACACUUCACAUGUAAGUUAGUUUCAUAAGAUGUAAUAUUAAAUUUAAAAAAAAAAAAAGAAAGAUUUUUGAAUAUAAAAAUCGAUUUAAAAAUUGUGAUAUUUAGGUGAAUCGAUUUUUUUCUCCUACCCCUAAUAUAAACACAUAUUGAACAUGCUCUUGCAAUCAUACUUGCAAAAAUAUGCAUUAAUUAUUAUAUUGAUGAUAACAAUAAUAAUAAUGGUGGUAGCUUUCUUCAUAAAGAUAAUAAGGUUUCACUCACACCUCUGCUUCUCAAACCCAGGUACCAAGCUUCAAAUAAUUGAUCUCCAGGAUGGACAGGACUACGUCAUGUCAGGGUCCAAUAGGUUCUGUUACAAAAACUCAGUUGUGCCCACCUGGAGGCAAACAUGGACAAGAAUUCACGUAAGUUGCUAAAGCUAGAAAAGGUUUAGUUGUAGUCUUUCAUGCACUUAUCUUAUCGCUCUUUCUGCUUUUAUGAGGCCAAAUUUGAAAUAUCUGUAGUAGUCAUAGUGUUAAGUUGACAUAUGAUGCCAUUGGUGACACCCAACAUUAAAUCCAUCUUGCAUGUACUGUAGUUCCCCUUAACAGAAGACACACACUAUCUCUCUUUAUGACAAAACCCAGUUAUCGUGCUCUAAUAGCUGUUAAUUUCCAACAGGUCAGAGUUUCGAGUUCAAAUGUGUUCAAGGUGGUCACUGUUGAAGGUGAGGAGGAGCUGCAGGAGCUGGACCGCUUCAGCUUCUGGGGCUGGUUUCAGAGUUUGUUACGUGAGCGGCAAAAUGAAACUACAAUCAACAUCAACCUGUUCAGCAAGAAGAAGUGCUUCAAGAUCGAACCAGCUGACAAAACUCUGUACACUGUUAAGCCCCUGCGUAGUAAGUGGAAACAAAAUCAAACUAAUGGUAUCUUUAUUUUUUACUUUUUACAAGAAACUGUAAAUUCACACAGUGUUUCUAUCGUCCUUUCAGAAUUUGAUGUCUACCUGUUUUUGGUCUUCCUGGCUGGGAUGUUGUUAUUUCUCUUUGCAGACUCGCUCAGCAGGUAACUUCUCUCACAUAUACAUUAUUACAGUGUUUGGACAGGAUCAUGAUGUUAUUAACCAUGUCCUCAUGUCUUCAUUUAGGAGUCAAGUUUUCUUCUACUCUGCUGGGAUGAGUACAGGCAUGAUCGCCUCUCUCAUCAUCGUCUUCUUCAUUUUAGGGCGCUUUUUGCCAAAGGUAAGGAAACUUAUCCUGAUACAUCCAUGACUUUGAAACCAUUUUGUAUCACUUACUCAUACGUUUUGUAUAAUUUGUCUUUGCUGUUCUUGCAGAAAAGCCCUUUUUAUGUGUUGAUAGUUGGUGGCUGGUCGUUUUCUGUGUAUGCCAUCCAACUCGCCUUCAAGAACCUCAGUGUAAUUUUGCGAGAACACUGGCACAUGGCACUAGGUAUGUACCCUUUGUAUGGAUAGUAACUUGAACAAAUGGAAGCAACACACUUUGUACUUAUUAAGACCUACAACUGAAGUUAACAAGCUCCUUCCUGAUACUUUAAAAUCAAAUGUUUCUGCUGCUGUCUUUUUUGUCAGGUUAUGUAGCAGUGGUUGGAUUCAUCAGUUUUGCUGUGUGUUACCUCUAUGGUCCUCUGGUGGAUCAGAGGAGCAUCAACAUCUUGUCAUGGACACUGCAGAUCUUUGGUCUGCUCCUGGUUUAUUUAGGCAUCCAAAUUCAGCAAGUUGCCUUCGCCAUCAUUGUAGCAGCUGUUUUUUCCAAAUACCUGGAGUACCCUGUUUUUCUGGUGGUGGCUGUGUGUAGGUGGGUUUUUGCAGUAUGGCCAGAAGAUGGCAUAAUGGGACAAAAAUACUGAGGAGCCAUGUAAAAUACUCCAUCUGGCUCCACUUAUUUCACGCAUAUUGAGAAAAGCUCUGUGGUUGAGAUAAAAAAAGUCAUACAUAUUUAAUACAAAACACUCUUAAGGAUAGUUUCUGCACAAAACAUUUUCAUGAUCUUUUCAAUAUUUGUAAAGUAAUUUGAUCCUCAGAAAGCUGCCUGUGAUAGCAAUGUUAUUUUUUUUUUCUUUUAUUAUUUGAUUGAACAUUUGGGUUGUUUGUGCAGGAAAAUGAAACGGUUUGUUCGCUGGAAGCCGGAGCCCCGGCGGCUGCUGACUGAAGAAGAGUAUCAGAAGCAGGGAGAAGAAGAGACUCGGCGUGCACUGGACGAGCUGAGGAAGUACUGUAACAGCCCCGAGUGCAGCCCCUGGAAAGCCGUGUCCAGACUCCAGUCCCCGAAAAGGUUAUUAAUGUGAUGUUGUCUUAUAGGUUUGGCCACAAUUAUAACUCAUCUAAAGUUGGACCUUCCAUGUGCAUUUCAGCUCAAAUGAAGUGAAACUGUUGACUCCUAAACCAAAACUUUGUUAAAUUUGUGUUCGAUUAAAACAUGUUCAUGAGGGUUAACCUCGCUUUCAUAAAAAACAGGUUGUCCCCUGUGGAUCAAUGUUCAUCAUUUUGAUUUGUUAAUGGUGGUGUGUGACACUGAUAUGCAGAAAAUGUCACUACUAAGUGUAUCGGUGGUGUCUAAGUACAGAACAUAAUGUAAAUAUCAUAUCCACACUGAUAUUGUCACUUUUGUCUUCAGGUUUGCUGAUUUCGUGGAAGGCUCGCCUCACUUGAUGUCAAACGAGGUGUCUGUCCACGCACAGGAGUAUGGCUUAGGAGGAUCUUUCUUUGAGGACGAACUUUUUGACACAGACGAUGAGGAGGAAGAGGACUUUAAACCACUGAUGAAACCACUGAUGAAACCAGAGUGAAAUGGGGUUAUUAUAGGAAAUAAUCUAAAACAGAAUCAGUUGUUGCUGCCUUUCACCAGGUGGGACCAGAGAGCAGCCCUCUGUGGCUCCUGUGUUACCAUCUGGACUGACUUAGUGUUUUCUUGGGAGGGCUGGGAAAGCCUGGGUUUUCGUUUCAGUGGCAAGAGUCGGUGCAUGUUCUGCUUUGAAUGAGGAAACACUUGUGAGCACAGCAGAGCGGUGGUCACUGAUCUGGUGUCAGCAAAACAAUGUAGUAACGACAAAGAAUGUGCACUAAAGCCAGACGUCUUCUUUCUAGGGAACAAAGACUUCUGUCAAAGUUACAAAUGCAGCAAGUUAACAAGCAAUAUCGGAUCUUCCUCUGUGAUAUUUGUGUUGUCUAAAGCUGUUGCAUAGAAAAGGUCAUAGAAAAGAUGUUUUAGUUUUUGUUCACAGGCUUCAAAUGGGCUCGCUGCAUCUAUCUGUCCUUCUAAUAUAUCGUGAAAGUUCUUGCUUCUCUGAACAGCAGCCUGACAUAGUGUGAGGUUUCAUUUCUGCCUUCUGCUCAGGAAGAAGUUUGGUCAACUUUGUUUUUUCACUGUUUUUAUUUCACUUGACAAAGAGAAAGUGUCCUAAAGUAUUUUGAAUAAAAAAUUUUUGAAUUAUCGUU
Messenger RNA from Xyrichtys novacula (pearly razorfish), 4182 nucleotides. NCBI's taxonomy places the organism in Eukaryota, Metazoa, Chordata, Actinopteri, Labriformes, Labridae. The record is from the annotation of a GenBank genome assembly.